This is a messenger RNA of Parathielavia appendiculata, 3069 nucleotides long. RefSeq lists its product as uncharacterized. The record is from RefSeq and is a predicted model, not a curated record. The transcript has a single exon. Bases 1 to 3069 code for a protein of 1022 amino acids. Lineage: Eukaryota; Fungi; Ascomycota; Sordariomycetes; Sordariales; Chaetomiaceae. Gene Ontology annotation, molecular function: S-adenosylmethionine-dependent methyltransferase activity.
AUGUCCGACCAAGUAUUGCUACCAAGAACCACAUUCCGGCCGCCCUCUCCGCUGGGCCGGAGGAGGCCGGCUCGGACCCUUAAUCCUAUAAUGGAGGAGCCGGAACAGACGAGAGACUCGUUCGUCGAGCGCAGGAGGAGCAGGCGGUCUAUCGACAAGAUUGAACAGUGGCUAUCCCCUAUGAGCGACCAUUUCCCCACGCCGAGAGGCCAGCACUUCCUCGCUGCUCCGAUCUUCCCCGCGACGCCGUCCUACGUGUCGAGCGACGCUGAGCCAGAUCUGGACAACGACGACGCCAGUUCACAAGCCUCCUCGUCGAAUCCAUCUUUCCAGUGGAACAACAACCACAACCGAGACAGCAUAAUGACCGACGUGACUGAGUUUGACGAUCUUUACGAUGUCUCCGACGAUGAAACGACACGAAAACAACGUCUCCAAGCGAAUGGUAUCGGCCGCCAGCGAAGUUCCAGGAGCUUGAGGAGGGCGUCAAGGGCGUCCUUGGACCUGCGGAGGUCCUUGGCACCCUUGGUGAUUCCGGAAGAGUCAACCCUCACAGCUGCGAAGAAGUUGAUGUCGCCGAUUCCACCAACUCCCCCAUCCGCGGUCGUCAUGUCUCCCGCCGUCAAGACCUUCAUGGAGCUGCGUCAGGCACAGGAGAUCCCUGGUGCCUCAGCACCCCCGUCCCUUGACGGCAGCAUAAACUCGGAGGAAAUGGCCCAGAUGUCAGCCCCUCCAACGCCAAUGAUUGGAGCCCAGGACAGCGAGGACGAGGAGUGGUCCGGGGUCCGUUUGCAGCCGGGUGCCCUCGAGACACUCCAGGCACUCUCUGGCAGUGACUCAGAGUUCGACGAGGAACCCACUCAGGUUAUCGAAGUACCCCAGGAGAUGACGGAAGCGCGCCAACGUACGCCACGACUAGUCACCGGCACCGGCCUGGCCAGAGCUUUUUCUCACCGGCAGUCUCUCGCUGAGCUGACCAGGCUUGAGAUCCCGUCGCCAGGCGGAUUCUUUUCUGAACUUUCGUCUGCUAGCCGGCGCACUUGGAACUGCCAGGCGGAGGAGGUCAACCCACCGACCUCGACCACGGCCGAGAACUUCUACAAGUUCCCGUGGAGCCGGUCGACCGACAGGGUCCCGCCACCGCCACCGCGGCCGCUGCACCUUGAUGACUUGCCAUCUGCCAUUGUCGAGCGUGUUAUCGAGCUGCCCCUGAACGAGAACUCCGAAGAUCUCCCGACGGCAAUUCGGUGCGAGGAGACCCCGGUGCCCAUCACCGCCCGCAGAGUACCACCUACUCCGAAGCAAUCCGAGGCUCCAGUUCCCGAGACGGCGGUCGAGGAGCCCACCUCUCCCGUCGAUGUCAAUGAGAUCAUCGCCGGGUACGAUGUUGAGUACGCCGCGAAGCAGGAAGAGAAUACAGUGUCACACAUCGACCGCACGGAGAUGUGGUUGGCAGCCCAGCGCGCCUACCUCCAAGGAGUGGGUUUCUCGGACGAAAACGAAACCUCGGAGAAGCCGGAGGACGAGACUGAGCCAGAAGAGACACCAGAGGUUCCAUCCGUCGUCGCAUUCCCUGAGCCUGAAAAAGCCGAGCACAAGAAGAAGGCCGUUCGCUUCUCCGAGGUUGUCCUCAAGCACGACAUUCCCCGCAGCCUGCCUUCCAAGCUUUUGCGCCAGGAGUCCUCCUACUAUCGCGCCUUCACUGACUACAUGGUAAGGGCAUGUACCUCAGAUGUCUUCAUCCACCGCCAUGCGCGCUUCGAAGCCCUCCAAGCGCAGCGCGUCUGCCUCAGGGACGCCCACCGCAACCAGCUCCUUGGCAAGUUCCAGUUGUCGGUAGUGCCGCAGUCAGCCAAGAAGCGCAUGAGCGCCAAUGUCGUCCGUGGCGACGAUGUUCUCGUUGAUGACCCCGAGAAACUCCGCGCCGACAAAGAAGCCGAUGCCCUGUCCCAGAUGCGCCUGGCUUCCUGGCAGGUGGCUGCCACCAAGCUCCUUAAUGGCGGCCGCCUCAUCUCCGCCCCUGUGGGCAAGCGCCUGGCUCGUCUGAGCUGCAUGGCUCCCGGCCUUGACGGCGUCAGCCGAGACCGCGCUCGCAUCCUCGACCUCGCCGGCCAGGGUGCAUGCGACUGGGCGUGGCACGCCGCCCUGCAGUACCCCAACACCAAGAUCUACACUGUCACCACCAAGACGAUCCGCCAGCUCAGCAACAGCAACAUCCGCGGCCCGCCCAACCACCGCCAGGUCGCUGUUCCCACCCUUGCUAAACUCCCCUUCGCCGACGACCAGUUCGACCUCAUAUCGGCGCGCGAGCUGCACGCCGUGUUGAAGCUCUUCGGCGAGCACGGCAUAGACGAGUGGAACGCCUGCCUCAACGAGUGCAUGCGCGUGCUCAAGCCGGGCGGAUAUCUCGAGUUCAGCUUGCUCGACGCCGACAUCAUGAACGCCGGACCGCUGGGCAACGCAAAAGCCGUCGAGUUCAACUUUGCCCUGCAGACCCUCGGCUACGACCCCAACCCGACCCGCUCGUUCCUCGGCCGCCUCAACACAGCCGGCUUCGACGAGAUCCGCCGCGCAUGGGUGUGCCUCCCCGUCGGCCCAAAGCAUCCUCCCCGCCCGGCGGUGUCUGUCACGACUGCUUCCACGAGAGACUCGACCUCGGGCGCGUCGGUAAAACUCCACAGCCUCGAAGCCAUUGUGUCAGGGUCGAGCGAGAACGUCGCGGCUAUUACUGGUGUCGCCGCCGGCUGGAGCUGGGAGAGGUGGCUUCUCCGCGCCGAGAUGGAGAGGGCGGCGGGCGAGCUCAGGCUAGCGGAUACCGUCAAUCCGGGCGACGCCAUGCGCGAGGCGGGCAAGAUGAUCGCCGAUGUGCAUGCCGUUAUGGACGAGGGUCGCGGCAUGGGCUCGUGCUUCAGGAUGCUGAAAGGGUAUGCCCGCAAGCCGAGGCCGCCGGCGCCUGUCCCGGGGCCGGUGACUGCAAAUGGGAAGGUGCCGACCGUGGAAGUGACAGGUCCGGAGCUGGACCGGAGCGGAUCCAUUCGGAUUUGUUUGGAUACUGAGUCGAUUAUGUGA